CGAGCCGGUUUCGUUUUCAAAUCGAGUUGGACGCUGAUCUGCCAUGGGGUAUUUCUUGGGACUGUUGUUGUUUGUGCUUGUGGCGGCUAAGUGUAGCGAAGGCAAAGGUGUGUGCGAUCAGUCCCCUUUUAAAUGGUGCCGCUCACAGGAAACCGUCUCCGCCUGCCAGGCUGAGCAAUGGUGCCGAGCUUCAAAUGACACUGAACCGCCGGCAGCAAUGGUGGACGUGAGCCUGUACUACGAGAGCCUGUGCCCGGGGUGCAGGGCCUUCCUGGUCUUUCAGCUGUUCCCCACUUGGCUGCUGCUCUCCGAAAUUAUGAACGUAACUCUGGUUCCUUAUGGGAAUGCAAAGGAGCAAUUUGAUGGUAAACAGUGGCAGUUCACAUGUCAGCAUGGAGAACAGGAGUGUCUGGGAAACCUAAUUGAGACAUGUCUCAUGAACGUACUGCUUCAACCCUCCGAGUAUAUUCCCGUUAUCUUUUGCAUGGAAUCAUCUGAAGAUGUUGUCAACAAUGCAGAAGCGUGUCUGAAGCUGUACCAGCCUGAUGUCCAGUGGGAUACCAUAAUGAACUGCGUGAAGGGUGACCAGGGUAACAAGCUGAUGCAUGCUAAUGCGCUGAUGACUGAUGCCCUCAAACCACCACAUGAAUAUGUGCCCUGGGUAACGAUCAAUGGGGAGCACACAGAGGAGUUACAACAGGAAGCCAUGAAUUCACUUCAUACUUUGGUCUGCAAAACCUAUAAGGGGCCAAAGCCAGCCGAGUGUGGAGGAUCCGCAGUCCAUCACAAAAAUUACUGUCUUAGUUGAAGUUCCUUUCCAAGAUGUAUUAAUUAACAGAAAGCUCCACCAUUUAACACCACCUUGUUUAAUGAAUCAUAAAGACAAUGGUCAUUUUUUUAAAUGAAUUCUGCUCUGCAACUGGACACUACUAAGAGUUUAGGACAAAACCAUCGCCACUUGCCUGUGGCAUCAAAUUAAUUGAUAAACCUUUCAGGUGUUUACUUUUGCCAACUGUAAUGAAUUUACCAAUGACAAUAAAUUCUGCCUAUGAUUUUUUUUAA
Molecule: messenger RNA, 1062 nt
Organism: Polypterus senegalus (gray bichir)
Lineage: Eukaryota; Metazoa; Chordata; Cladistia; Polypteriformes; Polypteridae
Gene: ifi30a
Product: IFI30 lysosomal thiol reductase
Exons: 7
Coding region: 44-808 (254 amino acids)
Cellular component (GO): lysosome
Molecular function (GO): oxidoreductase activity, acting on a sulfur group of donors, disulfide as acceptor
Source: RefSeq, a predicted model, not a curated record